GCGCCCCCCGUGGGCGCCGCCGUGUGACGUAAGCGGAAGGGCACGUCACCCUCCGGCGGGGGCUGAGGCGGCGCCGCCGGGGCAGGAAAGGAGCUCUCAGUAAAAAAUGUCGUGGAUCAGAGAGGGCGAGCUGACCAUCAUAGAGAGGUUCUGUGCCAACAUCAUUAAGGCAGGUCCCAUGCCCAAGCACGUUGCCUUCAUCAUGGAUGGCAAUCGCCGCUACGCCCAGAAGUGCCACGUGGAGAGACAGCAGGGACAUUCCCAAGGCUUUGACAAGCUGGCACAGACCCUGCGGUGGUGCUUGAACCUGGGCAUUCGGGAGGUGACAGUUUAUGCCUUCAGCAUUGAGAACUUCAAACGCUCCAAGGAGGAGGUGGAUGGGCUCAUGGACCUGGCCAGACAGAAGUUCAGCCGCCUCCUGGAGGAGCAGGAGAACCUGAAGAAGCACGGGGUGUGCAUCCGCGUCCUCGGGGAUCUGCCCCUCCUGCCCGUGGAUAUCCAGGAGCUGAUUGCCCAAGCUGUGCUGGCAACCAGGAACUACAACAAGUGCUUUCUGAAUGUCUGCUUUGCAUACACAUCGAGGCAUGAGAUCAGCAAUGCAGUCAGGGAGAUGGCCUGGGGGGUGGAACAAGGACUGCUGGAGCCCAGUGACGUGUCUGAAUCACUGCUGGAUAAGUGUCUGUACACCAACAACUCCCCUGACCCAGACCUGCUGAUCAGAACCUCUGGAGAGGUUCGCCUCAGUGAUUUCCUGCUCUGGCAGACAUCCCAUUCAUGCCUGGUGUUUCAAUCAGUCUUGUGGCCAGAAUAUUCCUUUUGGAACUUGUGUGAAGCUAUCCUUCAGUUCCAGAUGAACCACAGUGCUCUGCAGAAGGCCAGAGACUCCUACCUGGAGGAGAGGAGGCGGCAGCAGAUGGAGAGGGACCAGGCCUACGUGAGCAAGAAGCUGCAGCAGGAAGGGAGCUCGUGCCCCGGGGACUCGCGGCGCCGGCGGACGCUGCUGCAGAGAUGCACGGCCCUGCGUGAGGAGAGGAUCCAGGGCUUCCUGCAGGCCCUGGAGCACAAGAGAGCAGACUUCUUUGAGAGAUUGUGUCCAGUGUCUGCGUGACACAGCUGCUGGGCUCUGGGCAGCAGUGUUCAGAGGGAGCAGGGACUGCUCAGGUCCUGCUCCAGGAUCUCCCAUCCCGCUGGUCCUGCCCGGGGCAGGGGUGCUGCUGUGAACUCUCCAGGCUCUGCUGCUGCUGCUGAGGAAGGUGGAGCCGUGCUGUGUCCCCUCCCUGCCCUGGGGACAGAUAGCUGCACCCUGCCGGGUCCUAGGGCAGCCAGGUGUUCCGGUGACAAGAAGUGAACUGCAGUGAGCCUCCUCCAGUUCUCUGCUUCCUCCUGAGCUGGCCCAGCCAAGCCAGUCCUGUUAAAUCAGUCUGGGCUCUGCUUCUCUCCAUGGCUUUGCAGUAGGAAUCUUCUGUUGAGAUCCUCAUCAAGAGAGCCCUGCUUUGUGCAGGGGGAGGAUUGUUCCUGGUGUCAGGGACAUUCCCCACUGCCUCCCCGGGGACAGCAUCUUGUGUUUUCCCCACCUGACUCUGCUGGGUUGGAUGUAUCCACUCCUGGCUUCCAGAGAGCCAAAGGAAGGGUUCUCA
Molecule: messenger RNA, 1637 nt
Organism: Catharus ustulatus (Swainson's thrush)
Lineage: Eukaryota; Metazoa; Chordata; Aves; Passeriformes; Turdidae
Gene: DHDDS
Product: dehydrodolichyl diphosphate synthase subunit
Exons: 9
Coding region: 107-1108 (333 amino acids)
Biological process (GO): polyprenol biosynthetic process
Cellular component (GO): dehydrodolichyl diphosphate synthase complex; endoplasmic reticulum
Molecular function (GO): ditrans,polycis-polyprenyl diphosphate synthase [(2E,6E)-farnesyl diphosphate specific] activity
Source: RefSeq, a predicted model, not a curated record